Messenger RNA from Carya illinoinensis, 3191 nucleotides. Its product is annotated as disease resistance protein TAO1-like. The record is from RefSeq and is a predicted model, not a curated record. The transcript has 4 exons. The coding region runs from base 1776 to 3140 and encodes 454 amino acids. NCBI's taxonomy places the organism in Eukaryota, Viridiplantae, Streptophyta, Magnoliopsida, Fagales, Juglandaceae.
UCAUCAUCUCUUGCAAUGGCCUUUCAAUUAGGAGCUUCUUCCUCUUCUUUAUCUUCAUCUCCUUCUAUCCAUCCAAGGAAUCAUCAUGUAAUCUUGAGCUUUAGAGGUAAAGAUGUUCGCCUCAAGUUUAUUUCUCAUCUAAACCAAGUUUUACGUCAAAGUGGAAUCAUGACUUACAUGGAUGAUGGCGACCUUGAGAGAGGAGAGCAAAUUUCAUCAGAACAUUUUAAAGCUAUUGAAGAGUCAAGCAUUUCGAUCACUGUACUUUCUAAAAAUUUGCAAAAUUCAAAUGCAAAAUCCAAAAUCCAUGGGGAUGAUGAGUCAGAAUUUAUCCAAAACAUCAUUCAGUGGGUCAACUCAAGAAUACUAAACCAGACGCCUCUAUGCAUUGCCACGUAUCCAAUUGUAAUAGAGUCUCGUAUACGAGACAUUUAUCAGCAUUUAAAUCUUGAAAGGAAUGAUAUUGUACGCAUGGUAGGGAUUUUCGGAAUAGGUGGAAUUGGGAAGACAACUUUUUCAAAAGAUAUUUAUAACAGAAUAUCUUCUCAAUUUGAUGGAAGUUGUUUCUUGAGCAAUAUUAGAGAUAUUUCAAAAAGUGGAGGUCUGAUUAAGCUGCAAAAAAUACUUCUUUCAGAGAUCUUAGGAAAAAAUUGGAUAUUUAUGAUGCUGAUAGAGGAGUCAAUGUGAUUCAGGAUAGACUUCGCUUUAAAAAGGUUCUACUAAUUCUUGAUGAUGUGGAUGGGUUGGACCAACUAAAAAAAUUAGCUGGAGAUCGCACUUGGUUUGGUUUAGGAAGUAGAAUCAUCAUAACAACAACAGAUCAAAAGUUACUAAAAAUCUUUGAAGUUGAUUCAAACUACGAUUUGAAGCUCUUGGAUGAAAAUGAAGCUCUUCGGCUCUUUAGCUUGCAUGCUUUCAAAAAAGACAAACCACUUGAUAAGUAUGUAAAACUCUCUAAAGUAAUAAAAUAUGCUCAGGGUCUUCCAUUGGCUUUAAUAGUGCUAGGAUCAGAUCUAAAAGACCAAAGUAUACAUCAAUGGAAAAGUGCAUUGGAUAAGUAUAAAAGCAUUCCCCCCAAAAAUAUUCAGAGUGUACUUCAAAUAAGUUAUGAUGGUUUGGAUGAUAAUGACAAGGAAAUGUUCCUUGAUAUUGCCUUUUUUCAAAGGAGAACCUUUGGCUAAUAUCAAGAAAAUAUUUGACAGUUGUGGUUUUUUUCCGGAUGAUGGUAUCGAAAGGCUUAAAGACAAGUGUCUUAUUACUAUUGAACAUGGAUAUAUUUGGAUGCAUGACUUGCUACAAGAUAUGGGUCGAGAAAUUGUUCGACUAGAAUCACCCAACGAACCUGGUCAACGUAGUAGACUCUGAUCUCAUGAGGAUAUCCGUGGAGUGUUGGAAGAAAGCACGGUAAGAGUAAUAAAAAACUUUGAGUUUUACAUUUAUUUCCAUUUAAAAAAGUGAAAUCCAGUAGAAACUUUUGGCCUUAUAAUGAAUUAAUAUAUAUAUACACAAAUGAAAUAUGUAAACAUAUAUAUAUAUAUAUAUAUAUCCUGUAAAUCAAAAAGAAUUUGUAGUUAUAUAUAAUAGAUCGUUUUGUUUAAUUAAGAUUAGGCAAUAAAAGUAUCAUUUAUCGUUUCUAAUAUCCUAACAAUUCAGUAAUUUUGCUAAGAAUUAUGUGCAUUCGCUUACGUACCAGGGCACAAACAAAGUUGCAAGCAUGAUAAUAGAAAUGCCCAAAGGCGAGGACGUGAUAAGGUUGAAUUCCAAAAUUUGUACAGAUGAAAAGACUUAGAGUGCUUAUCAAUCGUAAUGCAAGUUUUUCAAGUGGACCUAAUUAUCUCUGCAACGAAUUAAGAGUACUAGAUUGGUUUGAAUAUCCGCUACAAUCUUUGCCACCCGAUUUCCAUGGAAAUAAACUCAUUAUCUUUAAAAUCCGUGGUGCCUUCAUCAGGGAGUUAAGCUUCAUCAGGGAGUUUAAGAAUAUGACAAUUAUGGAAUUUCAUGAUUGUAAUUGCUUAACAAAACUUCCUGAUGUUUCAAGCAUCCCAAAUUUGAAGAACUUGAAGGCCAUAAAUUGUGAAAAUUUAGUUGAGGUGCAUAAUUCCGUAGGAUCCUUGAAGAAUCUUUGUCACUUGAGUUUUUUCGGAUGCUCUAAACUCAGAAUUCUUCCAACAAGCCUCAAGUUGAGAUCUUUACGCACCCUUAAUCUUAGUGGUUGCUUAAGCCUUCGUAGCUUUCCUGAAAUUGAUUGUGAAAUGAAAUCUUUAACUACAUUAGCUCUACCAUAUUGGAGUGCAGUAGAAGAACUACCAUUAUCAAUUGGCAAUCUUACUAGAUUUGAUGAAUCUUUUCUACGUGGCUGCAAAAACCUUAAGCAUCUCCCAAUUAACAUUAUUCUUCGGUUGCAACAUUUGAGAAGGCUUGGGGGUUGUACAAAUCUCCCAAUGGAAGAAAAGAUUUCAUCGAAUGAAGGACAACUCCAGGAAUUGGCGCGUCCAACAAAUUCAAGCAAUGGAAGCAGUGUGUUACAAGUGUUGAAUCGUCAAAAUUGUUUCCAAUCAGAAUCAAAUUUCUUUCCAAUAUCAAGUUUCUUUACCAUGUUUAAUUCUUCGGCCACUUUGACUAAUUUAGAUCGAAGUACAUUUGUAAGCCUUCCCACGAGUAUCAAAGGAUUUGUUGCACUUAUUGAGCUCUACUUGAAAGAUUGCAAGAAACUUGAAGAAAUUGCAGAACUUCCACCAAAUAUAGCAAAUGUAUUUGUUGAAGGAUGUCAGUCGUUAGAAAGAUUUCCAGAAGUAUCAAGAAUAUUGGAAUUCAAUGGAAGCCACAUUAGAUCGCUGGGUUUUAUUGGCUUGGAGGGCUGCAACAAAAUGCAUGAGAAGAUUUGGAAUUAUAAAGUGCCAAAUCCAUUACUGUGGAAGGGACAUUAUAAUGCUACUGUGUUACCAGAAAAUGAGAUUCCAGAGUGCUUAUGGUAUCAGAAAGAAUUUUUAGGAAAUAAAAUUGCUAAGAGAGGAGAUGAUGAUGUCCAAUUGAAAGGAAAUGAAGAAUGGGUAAUAAAUAUUGAGGGGCCACACCAUUUGGAGGAUAUAAGCGGAAUUGUAAUAUAUGUCUUGAGUAUUUUGUUCCUGAUGUUAAGAUAACCAGUAUCAGCUCAAAUUGUGUAUGCCGUAUCGAUAGUGAAGAAAGUCUAU